Messenger RNA from Dovyalis caffra, 1833 nucleotides. NCBI's taxonomy places the organism in Eukaryota, Viridiplantae, Streptophyta, Magnoliopsida, Malpighiales, Salicaceae. The record is from the annotation of a GenBank genome assembly.
AUGGCAGCAGCACUAGAGUGCUGGUCAAGCAGAGCUAGCACAGACGAGGACAUGGUAGAACAAGUCCUCAUGAGAACGCAAGAUAGAUCAGAAACCUCAUCAUCUUCAACAACAACAGCAGCAGCAUCUUUACAACUAUCUGAUCAAAGCUCAAAUCUUUCGCUAAAAGACACUAUUUCCUCAUCCUCUGCAAUGCAAAAAAGGCUUCAAAGAUUGAGUCGAAAUGUGUCUGAAGCCAUUGCUUCACUUAAGAACUCAUUGAAUCUUGAUUCACCACGUGACUCACAAGUGCAGCUAACGAGUUCUCAACAGGGUAAUUGUAAUGGUAAUAAGAGUGAGAGAUGUAGAAAGGUUGUGUGGGCCAGCGUUGUAAGGAACCUCACUCAGCUGUAUCCAGGGAGCCAGUUGCCCGAGAAGCUCGUGUCUAAUAUUAGGAAGCACUAUGAUUCCAUGCCACUCAGUUAUGCUCAGGCAGGGUUUGAUAUGAAAGAAGUGUUUUUGCACAUUAAGUUGAUAGAGCAGGCAUUAGUUGAUGAGCAACCAGCAAUAAUGAUACAAGAAGUAUCUGAUAAUGAGGCACAGGGUAGUGUAUACAAACUAACAUUUGUUUGUAACUCUUCCAUUUCGUGGCCCGCAAUGUCUGGUGCAUUAGAUAGUGCUUCCAUUUGCUGUAAGAAGAUACAGAUCUUUGAAAAGAAGGGAUUUACUCUUGGGGUUGUUCUUCUUUUAGUGCAAGCUGGACAAGAGAAAUCAUUUAAAGCUCGGAUUGAAAAUGCUUUAAAAUCUUCUGUAAAGAAGUCCAAAUCCACCACAGUGAAGCUUCCAUUUGGGCUUUGUGGGUGUCAAGAAGAGAACACUAAAGGAAACUUUGGUGAAAUUGAAGAGGAUCCUUGUGAACAGAAUUGUAGGAAUGGCAUUGAGAAUUCAAACGUGAAGAUUCAGCUUGAGAUGCCCUUACCCACUUCGUCAAUUGUUGUAUCGGUUGAUGAGUGGCAAACAAUUAAUUCAGGUGGGGAUGAGAUAGGGAAGUGGCUUUUGAACUCUGAUAAUCUCGAGUUUAUUGAUCAGAUUGGACCAAGUUCCUUUAAGGGAGUUUACAAGGGAAAAAGGGUGGGAAUUGAGAAGCUUAAAGGGUGUGAUAAAGGGAAUUCUUAUGAGCUUGAGCUCCAUAAAGAUCUGUUGGAAUUAAUGACUUGUGGGCAUAAAAACAUUCUUCAAUUUUAUGGCAUUUGUGUUGAUGAAAAUCAUGGAUUGUGUGUGGUGACCAAAUUGAUGGAAGGUGGAUCUGUUAAUGAGCUAAUGCUAAAGAAUAAAAAGCUUCAAACUAAGGAGAUAGUGAGAAUUGCUACAGAUGUAGCAGAAGGACUGAAGUUUAUGAAUGAUCAUGGUGUUGCAUAUAGAGACCUUAACACGCAACGGAUUUCGUUGGACCGACAUGGGAAUGCUUGCUUAGGGGACAUGGGCAUAGUUACCGCUUGUAAGAGCAUGGGUGAGGCGAUGGAGUAUGAAACAGAUGGUUAUCGUUGGCUAGCUCCAGAGAUUAUUGCAGGUGAUCCAGAGAAUAUUACUGAGACAUGGAUGAGUAAUGCAUAUAGUUUCGGGAUGGUGGUUUGGGAGAUGGUGACUGGCGAGGCUGCUUAUGCUGCAUAUUCACCUGUGCAGGCAGCAGUUGGUAUUGCUGCUUGUGGCCUAAGACCUGAGAUUCCGAAGGACUGCCCGCCAAUCCUGAAAUCUUUGAUGACCAAGUGCUGGAACAAUUCCCCAUCAAAGCGCCCACAGUUCUCUGAAAUUUUAUCAAUUUUGCUGCGACCUAGCAACAAUAUAAAUAGAUAA